ACCGCCCCAGGAGCCCAACAGCACAGAAGGAAAACACUGAGCUUCAGAACAUCAGUAUAACCGUGAGCGUCUAACAAAAUCUCCUGCUGAAAGGCUUUAAUAACGGAAGUUUUUUGCUGAUGCUUAUAACAAACUAAGUUUGGGCAAACAAACACUUUUUUGCUGUUUUGGGUUUUAUGACUAUGUUUGAUACGAUCAACUGAGACCUGUCAGUUUUGUUUCUUUCGAUCUGCUUUAAGUGGAUGUAUGCAGACUGAAAACAUGGGUUCAAGAAGGCUCAUGAACCGUUCACUCUCAGGUGAUGGAAGGUAUUACUACAGUGGCAAUGAUAUCACCUCUCAGAAUAGCACGGGUGGCUGUAGGAGCUACCUGAACAGUGUCCGACCUGAACGCAGGAGCACUCUUUGCAGUGUAAUGGCCCAAUUAGCUGAGGAGACACAGCCAACAUUUGAGAGCACCUUAAAAUCUAAAGCUGUGUCUGAAGCAACUAAUGUCAAGUUCAUCUGUAUGGUCUCAGGUCAUCCUGCUCCUGAUGUGACAUGGUACAAAGAUGAUGUACAACUGGACAGAUACUGUGGUCUUCCCAAAUAUGAAAUUUUACGUGAUGGGAAGACACAUAGACUCAAUAUUUAUAACUGUACUCUGGAGGAUGCUGCAAUCUAUCAAGCAUCAGCACAAAACAGUCGAGGCAUUGUCUCGUGUUCAGGGGUGCUAGAGGUCGGAACCAUGAAUGAGUACAAGAUUCAUCAAAAUUACUUUGCGAAACUCAAACAGGGAAAUGAGAACUGCCGUCGUGAACAGAAAGAGCUCUGCAAAGCAGAGAAAGACAAUGUUCCAAGCAGUCCUGACAGAACCCAGAGGAAACGCAGUUCCCCCAUGGAGACAACCACCAGCUUUGGGGCUUCCAGCUCCUCUAAAGAGAAAGAAGAACUGAACGCUCUUAGUAAAACAUCUGCAGUAGAAGACAGGCUUAGCUCUCCUGUUCAAGUACCUGAAUCAACUGCCGUUCACUUCCACUCUGACUCCGAAAUGAUCCCAAAUGUAGACAAAGGCAACCAGGGGCUAACAUAUAUCCAUGACACGAUGAAUACGGCCUCCAUCAAACAGGCAGAUAGUCAUGCCAAGAAGAAGAUAAAAAAAAGAGUGGAAAUGAAAGAAACAGAGAUGAGGAGUGAGAAGAAAACUUCAACUGAGAAAAUGGAGGUACAAAACACUGUCAUUCAGAACAAUGUGGACAUCACAGCCGACACGAAACAAAAUGAAAAACCAUCGAUGAAAGCGAGUAAAUGUGCUACAGAUAUAAAGAAAACACAAGUUGCUCAUAAGCCCAUCACGUCCCAAAGACAUCCAGCGUUGAAGGUUACCAUGGAAACCGAGACCAAGGUGGUAAAAGAAACAAAGCAAAUUAAAUCUCCUGACAACCAGAAAAAUCUAGAUAGAAGAUCCCCUCUUAUAAAACCACAUUCCAAACUUCAAUCUCAAAAUAUUAAACAUGUUCAAAAUCAGAGGGUGCAGAAUGGCACUCCAUGCUCCCCAGACAACAAGCUCAUGGAUUUAGAUGACAGCAAGAGUAAACUAGCAGCAGGUCCAUGUGUGAGAAUCCUUCCUCAUUCUUGUGGUAAGGGUGACGUCAAUACGGAUACAGGGGACCGGAAUGUGUCUGUACACUCUUCCAGAGCCUCGGCUGGUGGUGAUAGUCGCAUUGAGCCCACAGAGACAAAAAAUUGUGGAAACAUUCCUUCUUCGUCGAGAAAGGUGGCCAUGGAGUGCAACGAGCCACCCUCACUGAUGCAUGAAGUCACAUCACGUUUUACAGAUACACUUCCUUUACUCGGUUCCCACCACCUCGCCACCCAGGGACAGAAGGAGAUAGCAGAAGACCAGUCCACGGUAUUGACAAACAACAGUACCGAGCGUCAUAAACCAGAUCUAGAAAGCACUCAGCUGGGUGAAAAAAACUCCACAGGUCACGUUUCAAACUCGCUCCAAGACGGCCAAGUUACAAUAGCUAUGAAUUCCUCCAUGGAAGAGGGCACAUUAACCAAGAUAAGUGAGAAGGAUUAUACAGAUGGAAACCUAAUGAUCAAUAGAGCAUCUGACAAACCCGAGACUAAAAUAAAAUCUGUGGCAACAUCUUUGAAUGGAACAGAGGUGAAUAAGAUGGGAAAGAAUGCUGAGAAGAAAAAAGUAUGUAUUAGUGCAAAUGUGCAAGGACAGAAAAGCAAUUCUAAAGAAAAGUCUAUGGGCUCAAAGCAUUCUGUGUCUCUUGUGACAGAAUUUGUACAAAUCCAUAGCAAUUCAAACAUGUCGAAUCCAGAUGUGGCGCAAUCACAGAUUAUGAAUGACUCCUCAAACUUUAAAGCUCUCAUGAAACAUACAAAGGCACUAGAGUUUCAAGAAGAUUCUCAUGUUGCCACAGAAAACGUUUCUAAAAUGGACAUACAAGAACAAGGACAAAGUUACACUGCAAAGAAUGAGACACAACAGUCUUUCAUUUCUAAAGCUUCAACUAAUGACAAUGAUCCUGAAGCUGCUCAUAUCGAUUCCCUCCCAUUCCUCUCCCAACAACAUCCAAAAACCUUCCUCUCAAAUUUGACAAUUCCUGCCAUUUAUGUUACAGAUGUUGACUGCACAUCUCCCAAUACCGAAACAGAAAACAUUGAAUGCUCGAGUCCUGUUAUGAAAUCUGAGAAUGUUAAAUUCGGUGCCAAACCUAAUGUGCUAAACAACAACAACGCUGUCAGUCAAAAAGUGAAUACAUCUGAUCACACAGACAACAUUACUCCAGAAUCAGUCGGAUUGCCUGAUGCAAAGGUUGAUCUUUCCCUGCACCUACAAUCUUCUGCAAGCCUCAACCAGCCUCAACAAAAGGCACUUAGUCAAAAAAACUUCAUAAAAACUUCUGGAAGUCAGUGUUCCACUGAACGUAUUGCCUCAGACUUUACUGGACCAGUCGGGAGGUGUAUACAACUUAGCAAUGCAGACAAAAGCAAAAAGGCAAAUGAGUCAGACCUGGCUGAAACCAAAUUUUCCGUAUUGUUGGCAAAGACAGAUUCUAAUCUAAAACCCAAAUCGAAUUAUUUUAUAAAGCAACUGAAGUCUGCUGCAUUGGACCUUGAGCUGUCAAAUCAGAGAUCCACCAGUGUCACGUUACACGAUACACCCCAUAGAGAGUCUGAAGGCAAAGAUAAAUAUAGACAAACAAAUUCUGAAGUUAAACAGGGGGAGUCUGUUUUGCUUCAAGGAAGGAACAAUUUAAAUACUGUCGUCUGCCCGCUCAGUCCAUCUUCAGAUCUAAAAAUCCCACUCAAGACUACAGAUGCUCAGAUCAUCACCUCUAGUGAGCCACACAAAACAGAAAAGAGGGAUUUGGGAAAAUCUAAUCAAAAAGAAACAUAUCAGGAGCAGAUACUACCUUUAAUGCCACAACCUACAUCUCCAUUAAAUUUAGUUAAUGACGCACCGUCAUUGGAAAAAAACUCCCCUCGUCUCACCCGCAGGGCCAUAACUGACCUCGCCGAGAUAAAUGGAAAUGAGAAUGUUACGACUAAAUCAUCAGACCGAGACAAAGAAAACCAGUUCAUAGUUCCCCAAGUUAUUCGUAAAAUCCGUCCAGAGGUAUUUGAUACAUCUGGCCAUUUAAAACUCUGGUGUCAAUUUUAUAACAUUGUUAGUGACUCAACAAUAAGGUGGUUCAAGGAUGAUGUGGAGAUCGCUGAAAUAAAGAGGAGUGCAGGAGAUGAAACUCAGCUGUGCUUGGCCAUCAUACAAAUGUCAAAACGAGAUUGUGGAGUUUACAGGUGUUCCAUAACCAAUGAGAAUGGCCAAAAUUCCACCGAGUACCUUCUCAGUACAGAAACAGUUUCCAGUAUGUUCCUACGUCAGGAGCUCCAGGAAGUUGAGGAGGAGAUUGAGAUGACUCCUCUGAUCUUCAGUAAAGGUCUUGCUGAUGCGGGCUGUUGGGGCUCAAAAUUUUAUGGGCGUGUCACAACAGAAGAGGUUCAGGUUGGAUCAGGAUGCAAGCAUAAAACCAGACGACUGAGGGUUAUCUAUGGGUUGGAUCCCGUGUUUGAGUCACGUAGCUCAUGUUUACUGAAAGUGCGAAGCCCUAUUGCAUAUGAGAGCAGAGAAGAGACUGUUCUGGCUGAGAAGAAUCUUCAAAUAACUAAACAGGAUUGCAGAAUUCAGAACAUGGCAAGAGAGUAUGUUAAGAUCUUUGCAACAGAGACAAGAGAAAUAGAGAGCUUCGGUUCAGCACUGGAGAUAAUCCCUUUAUACUUUAUGUACCGGCCAGCAAGCAGUGUUCCAUAUGGAACCGUGGAGGCGGAGCUAAAGGGUGUUUUUUUGCGUUAUUGCGGAUUGGACCACACUGGGUCACUAGUAUAUAACAACAAGUCGGAGGUUGCACAAAAGUGCUCUUCUUUCCAGCACUGGAUACACCAGUGGACAAGCGGCAAUGUGCUAUUCUCCAGAAUUGAGGGAGUUGAUACAAUAUUAACAAAUAUUGAAGUCGUGACUAAGUCAAAGGGGCAUCAGGGCUUUCCCUGUGAGGCAAAUCCUAAAGUUUUUGAACAAUUCCCAACUGAACAUCAGUGUAAUUAUUUUUGUGGUCUUCUAAACCUGAAACCUCCUAAACUCCCAGAAAUGCUUCAGACUGUUAGAUACAGAGGCUACUACAGUCCCCAGACACAGCGUAAAGCCCCAAAAAGCCCCAAAGUAUCCCGCAGGUCAAAUCCUCAGACCUCCACCUAAAGCGUAUGUUUUCAGAACAUAGAAAAGAACAAAGGAAAUGAUGACUGAGAUAAGUAGGUGCUCUGCUGAAGGUGCAGCUGUGGUCACUGGCUUAUUGUAUAGUGAUCAGGUAUUUUUAUAGUUAGAAACAAUAUUUUGAUAUAUGUGACAUUUAAAUCAAAUAUGUAAAUCCAGACAAAUGAUUUAGCAUUGUGCAGUGGUCUUGAUCAGAAUCCAUGUUACGAGCUUCUGAGUCUUUUGAAGGGUCAUUUUUAAAUAGAAAAUUGCAGCAGUUGCACAACUUUUUCCCUCUUUGUGUCUGUAAAGGCAGUUAAGGGCUGUUGGGUAGUUAUUUGUAAAUAAUGUUUUAAAAACACAUGUAUUUAAAUUCUGAAUUAAAUUGCAUUUAUCUAAUAUAUUUAGAUUAUGAAUCAUACAUUAUAAAUGCUUGUAUGACAGAGUAUAAUCUUGCCAGCCUUUCAUGCAUUGAUGCACAACGUGUAUUCUGAAAAAGUAUGAUUUCAAUUACAAUCUUUAACUGCAAACUAUUGGAUACUGUCAAUUUAUUGUGACGUGUAUAUCAAUUAAACUAGAUACUUUUCUUGCUAGAUAAUUUUUAUGUAAUAUAAUAGUUUAUAUAACGAAUGAAAUAGUUUUCUCAUAACAUUAUUCAUGGCUGACUGGAGCCUGAUGUUAAGGGGUAAGUUUAAAUGCCUAAACUAUAUAAACAGUAUGAAAAAUUGCAGAUUUGCUAUGUUUAAUUCAGUCACAGUACAAUAUCAAGUUACUGUAUAUUAAAAGAUUGAGACUUUUAAAAAGAUUUCCAAUUACUUGUAUGUAUAACUUGAACCUACCCUUGAAUGCACAUUGUGAGAAUGGACAGAACAUUUCGCCAGUAGAGAUA
Molecule: messenger RNA, 5635 nt
Organism: Triplophysa dalaica
Lineage: Eukaryota; Metazoa; Chordata; Actinopteri; Cypriniformes; Nemacheilidae
Gene: alpk3b
Product: alpha-kinase 3b
Exons: 13
Coding region: 247-4752 (1501 amino acids)
Biological process (GO): protein phosphorylation; cardiac muscle cell development
Cellular component (GO): nucleus
Molecular function (GO): ATP binding; protein serine/threonine kinase activity
Source: RefSeq, a predicted model, not a curated record